AUGCCUAAAGCGUCGAAGAAACGCAAGGAGAAAGCUGCGGACUUUAAGGCUAGAAAAGCCAAGCUGAAGCUAGGCAAAGGCAAAGCACAAUCUAAUAACGUGGUAGACACUUCCUUCAAAGCUCGCUCCAUCACACUCCCAUCUCAGAGCAUAGCGGCGCAAAAAGACGAGGCAGCUCCGAGGACUAGUAGGAAACUCACCUUCGAGGAUUUAACAAGUCAACUGAAGCAUUACAAUGCGAGCACAAGGAAGGACGCUUUACAUGGUCUCCGCGAGCUCUUAGAGGGAUAUCCGUACUUGAUUGAAUCGCGGUUAAGCAGUCUCUUGGCUACAUGCUCCCGGUUGAUUGGCGAUGAGGAUGCAAGCGUAAGAAAGGCCUUGCUUGGUUUCUUCGAUUGGCUCCUCCCAAAGGUUUCCCCCGAUGUCCUCGGACCGCAUGCAUCCCAUCUCCUCCUAUUUACUACCUCAGCGCAGACGCAUAUAUUCCCCGAAAUUCGCAUCGAUGCUGUCCGUUUUUUGGAUCUGUUUCUAGACAUCAUCCCAGAACAUAUUGUGGAGGGCUGGGAUCAAAGUCAAGGUGAUGCUACGCCAUCUCAUGGCGCCCGUGUUCUAGAAGGAUACUUGGGGAUUCUCAAUGCUGGCACUAGAUUUGGAGAGGAUGGAAACACCGGUCCUGUGGAAGCCACUUCAACUGCCAGUGUGACAUUAUCAACUGCAUCAAGGCAGGCCGUACUCAAAUCCGUGGCACACUUCCUGGAUGCUGCCAUAUCGCGAUCUUACGUCGCCGCCACUGCGACAGCUGCUACGUCGUUCUUCUCGGCUGUCUUUCAAACAGAAGACGCGUACGAGUCAUUUGAUUCGUUACUACGACCCAGUGCGGGCUUUUCAGGACAGCAAACCCCAAGCAAGACCUGGAACCAGACCCUGGAUGACGACGACUUGAGCGGCUGCAGCUACGUCUGUCAAGUUGGCGCGACCGAUCCCGUGGCAUGCUGGACCUUGCCAGAAAUCGGCGAUGCUGCCAAUUAUGUCCGUGUCAUAGACACGGGGAAGCUGAAGAAUGUUGCUACCACGUCCGAUCGCAUCGCGCGUCUUGCCCGAACUCUCCACCCCACAAUAAUCUCUAACGUGCUGGACUGCGCGCCGCUCGUAUUUUCCAUCAACAAAAACGGGCCGCCAGAGUCAGAGCUCAAUCUCAUUGUCCAUAUCGGACAGAUCAUUAGAACCUUGUACGGUGCACUGUUGCGGGAUCAAGAAAUAUCAACGGCAUCCAUGCAACAGGUCCCCGAGGAUUUACAGCAGAUUCUCGGAUACUUGGCUCCUUAUUUUCCGUUCAAACAGCAGGAUGCCUUGUCCAAACCGAGUAUCAAGGUUGAGCAAGCAUUCCAGGAGCUGAAUCUUGUAUUUUCUGAGAUGACAGCAAUGCUCAUUCGGCUCAGACAAUCGCCUGCGGAGCGAACACAACCUCGCAAAGCAAUUGAAGAGUCUCAGCGUAGGAGCAGCAAGCGAAGAGGCGGUCAAAACGGCCUCACCGGAUCAAGCUUGCUGGUUGCUCAAGUGUGCGAAUAUGUGACCCAGCUGCUCCGAGGGGAAUCGCUCAGCCCGAAUUCACUUGGUCGACCUUUGACGCCAGAGAUGUAUACGAAGCUGCUUCCAACUAUCUGGUCACUGCUGAACUCGACUGAUAACGGGGAAGACUUCUCUGGGUCACGGAGUCGUGCUAUUCUGCUCGCGACGUUGGAUCAUGCACUUAAACCGGGCGGUGCCACGAGAAGGCUCACUGUGGAAUUCGUUGGGCGCUUAUUACUGUUGCCAUCGGUUCCGGAGUAUAGGGGUGCCUUUCGCAUCGGUCGGUCUCCUGAAGAAGCGCAGAGAGUGGAAGAGUGGAUCACGUAUCUCCCUCGAGUCUUGUGGGAGUUGAAGGGAAAUAAUCUGCCUACUACUGAGGUACCAAUGCAAGUUCGCCUGCGUCUCAUCGUCUCGUCCAUCGCCUCCCGAUUAAUCCCCUACUUUAUCAUGAGCCAUCCGUGCAAGGGAGAGAUCCCAGGGCCAUUUCAGGAUCUUCCCCCCUAUCCUCGAUGUCCUGCAAGAAGGCUUGUCCUUGAUAUUGUGGCGACUAUCGUUUCGUCUGGAAUAUCUGGAGAUAAAAAGUUGGAAUUCGCAGUAGGCAAAGCUGUCGCAGGAUCCGAAGACGAAUCAUAUUGGAUACAUGUCAGGACGGCCACCACAUAA
This is a messenger RNA of Gloeophyllum trabeum ATCC 11539, 2232 nucleotides long. RefSeq lists its product as uncharacterized. Gene Ontology annotation, biological process: rRNA processing. The record is from RefSeq and is a predicted model, not a curated record. Gene Ontology annotation, cellular component: nucleus. The transcript is spliced from 13 exons. Lineage: Eukaryota; Fungi; Basidiomycota; Agaricomycetes; Gloeophyllales; Gloeophyllaceae. Bases 1 to 2232 code for a protein of 743 amino acids.